This is a messenger RNA of Pleurotus ostreatus (oyster mushroom), 3057 nucleotides long. RefSeq names its product mitofusin (gene FZO1). The record is from RefSeq and is a predicted model, not a curated record. The transcript is spliced from 2 exons. Gene Ontology annotation, cellular component: mitochondrial outer membrane. NCBI's taxonomy places the organism in Eukaryota, Fungi, Basidiomycota, Agaricomycetes, Agaricales, Pleurotaceae. Gene Ontology annotation, molecular function: GTP binding; GTPase activity. Bases 1 to 3057 code for a protein of 1018 amino acids. Gene Ontology annotation, biological process: mitochondrial fusion.
AUGUCUGCGAUGAACGUCGACGACGCUCAGCUGGCCUAUGUCCACCAACGAGACACGCAAGCCAUCCACAAAUCGCAAACGAUCCUCACCGACUUGCAGGAAUUGAACAAGUCGGAAUGGGUCGUGCGGUAUCCCCAGCUCAAAAGAGAGAAGAGGCAGAAACCGCGCCGCUCGAUGACCUUUGCGGACGAUCCCAGCAAGGAGACUGAGGUUAUUGUCGGCAGGCAGGGACUCUCGAGGUCUCUUACCCUCGCCUCUAUCGUCGACGCUCCCAAGUCACUAGGAGAUUCACAAUCUUCGCCCAUAGAGGUCGCAGCAUCACAGUCGCUCGCUUCGUUGGACACCGUCGUUGAAGGACAGGGCGUAGAUGGAGAUGCGGAGGAGGGUACUAUGAGUGGAACUAUGGUGGAGACAGACCCGCUCCUCAUCCCGCCUACUGAAUCAGAUUUCCACGUCCUUCGGUUGGACCUGAAACUCAACCAUUCAUCCCACUUCACUUCUUCUCGCUCGGCUCCCUCCUGCACGACAGCCGCCUCCGCUGAUUCCACCUCUCCCUCAGGUCAGUCAACCACUACGACAAGUCCCGCCUCCCUCGUCUCCCAUCUCGAAAAAUCCUCCAUCGCCUCUCUCCUCGGCUCGCGCAUCUCCGCCGCCAGCGCCCACCUCACCAACCUUGAACAACGCGUUAAAAGCCCCCUAUCCAAGGUCUUGGUGACGGGCGAUCUGAAUGCAGGGAAGAGCACAGUGGUUAACCGCUUGCUUGGGAGGGAGAUCGUUCCGGUGGAUCAGCAGCCAUGUACAGCGGCGUUUUGCGAGGUGAAGGAUGCGAAGGAGAAUGCAGGUGUAGAAGAGGUGCAUGUUUGUAAGGAGGGCAAGACAUAUGAUGUAAAGGAUGAGGAAACGUAUACGAGGCACACGCUGGAGGAGUUGGAUACGCUUGCAACUGAGGGUACGGACGCGACGAUGAUCAAGGUGUAUAUCAACGAUGGUGCUGCUCCCUCCAACGGCUCUUCGCAAGACUCAGACUCGCAAAACUCGCAGUCGCGCUCCCACUCCCUCCUCUCCAACCCCGUAACCUCUCUCGCCCUCAUCGACGCCCCAGGUCUCAACCGUGACUCCCUCAAAACCACUGCCCUCUUCGCUUCACACACCGAGAUCGACGUUAUCCUAUUCGUCGUGUCAGCCGAAAAUCACUUCACACUCUCGGCGAAAGAGUUCUUAUGGACGGCGGGGAGGGAGAAGAGGUAUGUGUUCGUGGUGGUUAAUAAGUUUGGAGGGAUAAGGGACAAGGAGAGGUGUAGGGGUGUUGUGGGUGGACAGGUGAAGGGAUUGUCGCCUGGGACGUGGGAGGGCAGAGGAAUGCUCGUGCAUUUCGUAGAGGCAGGAACCAAGGGUAUGGUCAAUGUAAAAGGAAAGGGCGGAAAGGGAGAGGAGUGGGACGCGGACGAGGCGUUCGAGAGUAUGGAAGCCAAGCUACGCAAAUUCGUGCUCGAGAAGAGGGUGACCAGUAAACUCCUUCCCGCGAAGACGUACUUGGAGGGACUUUUGGGCGACGUCGAGUUGCUGCUCGAGGCGAAUCGCAUCGAGGCAGAGGGCGAGCAGUCCAGGGUCCUUAGUCUCCUUAAAGGCUCUGGUAAUGAUGGGGCUGUCGGGAAAGAAGCGGAGGUGAAGAAGAUGCAGGAGGAUGAGGGCGGCAUGGAGGAUGAACUGGAGGAUGUUGAAGAAUGUGGAGUUCGACGUGUCGAGGGGCGCGUUGGGGAUGUCCUCGAGCAGGCCCUCGAGAUGGUCGAACAAGGGAAGUUGCCAGGUCGUCUCGCUAUCGGUAACACCGCUACCAAAGCCAUCACCCCCAACGCCCAUGCCAACAGCAAUGCAUUGACACUAUCGCUGCCCGAGUACCCUGGUGUAUGGUCUGUAUUGCAAUACGCCCGGGAUGUCAGAAGGGUGAUGCUUGAAGCGCUUGACCAGGCGGUCCGGGACGUGGAAGACGAGGCGAGGGGUGUUGUGGAAGAGGGCGUGGACAGGGUUGGACAAGUAGGAAAGAAGGUAUUGCCCGAAGAGGUAGAGAGGGAGAGGAGAAGGAGGGUGUUCAGGAAGGAGGCAAUGUUCGCCAGGGAGAAGACCACCGCUGUCAAGAAACAUCAUAAAGCGGUGCACGGAGGAGGAAGUAAGGCGGUGUAUAGAUAUGGAGCGGGUAAUGGCGUUGUUGGCGGGCUGGGCCUCUCACUGGCGAGUCGGGAGGAGCUCCUUGAGGUAGGCCUCGAGGACCUUUUCGAUUAUAGGGAGUGGUUCGGCGGCUGUUUCGCGCAUCACUCUUCGCACAAGAACAAGAGCCAGAAGAAUGGGAAGGUUGCGGAAGAGGAAGAUGCAGCCGCCAUGACAGCACUGUCUAUCCUCGGCGUCUCGCUGGGCACACUCCCGCUCGUAUCCUCUCAUCUUGGCUCUCUCUCCCUCUCUGGCCUCGGUGUCUCACUCGGUGCUGGAGGACUAGGGUUAGGUGGAUUGAUGGGCAUCCGCUCCCUCUUCGAAGCCUCCGUGAAGGUCGUCGACAUGAUACGGGACGAGGAGGUGAGGAAGUGGAUCGCUCCCGUCGUGGGUGCCGUCGUCUUGGGGAGUGUUGGAUGGGUUGUAGUCGAGCUCCCAAGGAGCGUGCCGAGGAGCGUCGGCAGGCGCGUUGGGAGGGAAGUGCGGAGGGAUGCCGGUGCGGCGGGCUAUCUAGCGAGAGUAGGGAGCGGGAGCGCCAAGGGCAAGGGCGGAGAGGUCAUCGUUAAAGAGAAGGAUGAUGAGGGCGAGGACGUGUGGAUUAAAGCGCACACCUACCGCAUUACGCGCGAGACACGCAAGGUUCUCCGCUUGGCCGCGUGGGACGUGCGGGAGAAAUGGCGCGGCGUGUAUGACGAGCGGGUGAAGGAGGUGAGGGGAAUGGAGGAGGUUGUGAAGAAGUGCGAGAAGGCGGUGGGGCGGAUGGCGGUUAUUUUGGGGCGGUGUGGAGAGGUUAGGCAGGGGAUUGUCGGUGUUGGCGAGAUGGCGGAGGUGGGCGCGGAGGAGGUUGAGUAG